UGUCACGCCAGAAAAAGGCGUUAUUAAGAGGUGAAGGAGGAACUCGUCUCUCGGACGAGAUGCGCAGAGGAAGCCAGCAACAAGUGCCGGCCCUCGGGCGCCGCGGGGAGCUGGCACCGGCUCCGGCCCAGCCUGCCGCCGCUCCUCUCCCUCCCUCUCUGGCACACAUGUAACACGAAACUUCGCAUCUCCACGACAACCACCAACAAAAAAAAAAAAAAGAAAAAAAGAAAGGCAGAGACAACAGCUGGCUGUCAGCAGCGGAGCAGAGAGGAGCCGAGCUCGCCGCAAGCCAGGAUGAGGGGAGAGAUGACGUGAAAGUUUAAGAAGACGAAAGAAAAACAAGAGGAGAAGCCGAGCUCGCGGUCGGGAAGCAGAAAUCCCAAAGCAGAGAGCCAGAAAGCAGAAAGUGCAGUCAAUCAGAAAAACAUUUGCUUCCUCACGGGUAGUUUGGAGUGGAGACUGCACCACCACCAUCAAACUUUGUCCCUGAUGUAAUUCAGACCAAGAGCCCAGAACAGAAAACACAAAUCAUUUCACCUCCGCCUCUUCCACCAUCUCUUAGAAUGGAAACAAAAUUGAAAACCUGUUGACACAGAAUCCUGCAGCACUAAGGACAAAGCAGCCGUUCUGGAGAAGCUCACUUGGGCAUAAAGCCUGGAGAGGUUGUGACAGAAUGUCUUCUGAAGGCUUUCUGAAGGAAGUUCAAGCCAUUGCUGAGAAGUUUCUCCUUAAGCUCCAGAAACUGCCCAAGGCUGAGCCAGUGGAGAUUGUCAGCUUCUCUGUGGUUCUUCUGUUUAUUGUUACUGUGCUAGUGCUCACGAUCAUUGCCUGCAGUUGCUGCUGCUACAGCUGCUGUGGCUGUGAUGGACGCCCUGAUCCCAGACGCAAGAGCCAAGUCAGCCCAGCUGCCCAUUUAUGAAGUGACACAAGGACAUGCUAUCGAGGACAUGCAUGGACAUCAUGAUUCACUGCUAUGGGAAUGACUUUCCACACUAGCCCACUGAAAAUGGCAAUAAGAAUAUUAAUUAACAUGACUCAAAGGACCAGAAAUCACAGCGUGGAAUUCCGUCUCUCUGUGACAGCCACUGCUGUGACCAGAAAGCCCAAAGAGGCAACUUCCAGGCUACCUCUACAAGUCUCCAGGUACAGCAAGGGGUCCCUUCACCACAGGCCAAGAUCUCUUGGAGGAGUGAAGAGGAGGCAACAGAGGAAACACCUACUACAAACCACAGCAGCUUCAGCAGGGUGGAAACCAGCAUGUCACUAGAGCAAGAGGCAUCCUCAGAUCUGCAAGACCUAAAGAGACUGAUUGCAACAAGUGACUGGGCUCUUGGAGGGCUGGUGGUGAUUUGCAUCUUCUGUUUUGUUUUCAUUGCUCUCAUUUUAUUUGCUGUUAUCUUUGGGUGCUGCACAUCUCCAAGGCACAGACAUGGUGGCUCAUAGACAGCGAAGUGGGGACACAGAACUUGGUACAGCUGAGCAAGAACCAGCCUGGGUACAACCUGAUUGUUGUUCACAGAAAACUCUCAUCUCACUCCCUGGUGGUUAUUUCUCUCCAUGCAACUUCCCUGCAUCAAGAGCAACAUCCCAAUGCCAGCAAGUUGUUCUGCAGGCCACAGCAAACUCAAACAUGAGGCUGUCUGGAUUCAGGAACUGCAACACUUGGCAAAUAUCAAAGGAAACUCUUCUCUGAUUUUCAUCUUUCAAGCAAAACCACCAGCUAGAGGUGGCAAAUGCCACCACCUAAAGCUGAUAAAGAUGUGUUCUGCUGCUGUGUGUUGGGGGGUUUUUUCAUCUUGCAAAAGGGCAGUAGGAAACUCUGGCCACUGAAAGCUUUGUCUGAACCCACUCUCUAAAAGCAGCUCAGACCAUUGUUCUCCUGUCACACUCAGGCCUAAAUACACUAUGCAAAAAUGUA
Messenger RNA from Passer montanus (Eurasian tree sparrow), 1921 nucleotides. It is a transcript of the gene SMIM5, whose product is annotated as small integral membrane protein 5. NCBI's taxonomy places the organism in Eukaryota, Metazoa, Chordata, Aves, Passeriformes, Passeridae. The transcript is spliced from 7 exons. The record is from RefSeq and is a predicted model, not a curated record. The coding region runs from base 677 to 922 and encodes 81 amino acids.